AUGUAAAUAAAGUGUCUUUAUUUAUUAGCUAAUUUUAACGUUAUAAAGUUUCAAGAUGAUUGUGGAGAAAUCAAAUUUGGCAUUCUCAAGACUUUGAAAUCAGUAAAUUAUGAUUAACUUGGAAAAGAGAUGGAAGUUAUAUACUAAAAUGACAAAACACUUACAAAGUUAUUAUCAAACAUUGAGAAGAAAGGAGGACCUAAAAUUUAGAUUCUUUAUGAAAGUCAAUAAUAAACACAUUAAAUUAUUGAUGAUAAUUUAAGAGGUGCUGUUUAAUUAGAUUAUACUAAUAAUGAUUCAAUUAAAAUUGAUGAACCAAAAAAAGUUACAUGGAAGAAGAUUUUGUUAACUUUAUUUUUCUAAAUUGUUUUAAUUUGUAAUUUAUACAUUAGUUAAACAUGGCAUUUAGUAUAAGUUAUCUUAUUUGCAUUUAUAUGUUUAAGAUAAAUAUUAGUAUUGUCAAAGUUAAAAAUAAAAGAAUUAGAAAUUUCAUUAGAGUUAAGACAAAUUUUAAUAUGGAAUUCCUUUGUGUUUUUACCUUUAAUUUCUUUAUUUAUGUUAAACUUUAUAAUAUAAAGUAUCGCUUUAAUAGUAAAUACAGUUGCUUAAGUCAUCUCACUUAUGAUCACACUUAAAUAUUACUAAGCAUGUUAUGAGUAAUUUGUAUCUUAUAUAUAUAUUAGGCAUAUUCAUAUAGUAUCUUUUUAUAUACUUUUAUUGGCCACUAUUCUUUGUUUUAUUUGA
Molecule: messenger RNA, 744 nt
Organism: Paramecium pentaurelia
Lineage: Eukaryota; Ciliophora; Oligohymenophorea; Peniculida; Parameciidae
Source: the annotation of a GenBank genome assembly